AUGGCCGAGGAGCAAGGAGCCUCAUUAGUUUAUCAAUUGAUUGAUGAUGCUCCUUGCAUUGGAUGUGAGAACUCCUGGUCGUUGGCAACUAAGUCCGGUUAGUCCAGUUAAGGUCACAGUCAACGUUCAGCGCUUGGCCAGAUCGGAGCAGCAAUCACUCACAAGUACUCCUUGGAAUGAUGAACAUCAGUUGCCUGCUGCAGUUUGAGUCGAUGGCAUAUCGUGGCUCCCAAACCCAAUCGCUGGCAUUGAAUCAGUUUGUGGCAAGUGCACUGCGCGUUUUUAUUGUCGAUUUCUAUCAGCGGAUGGCGCCAUCCUUUAUGCUAAUCAUCUCCUGUCGUCGCCGCAGUCCAUGGAACUUUUAUCGCCAGAUAAUGCAGUUGCUCUACGAGAGCGUCGACAACAUGAUCCUUCAAUUGAUUUAUCACGAUCACAAUAACCAAUCCCGUCGCAUUCCCGGUCCACGUUUACACAAUCUGCUGCUCGUCGAUUCGCUGCAAGCCUUGCUGGACAUUGAAAUCCAUACGUAUACAUCGCAGCUCGAUGGCAGCGAGUAUUAUUUUAUAUUUCUGCAGCAGCGGGACGCGCUCAUCCAGGUGGAGAUGCGGGGCAUAUUCGAGUAUUGUUGGCGUCAUCAGCUGCUCAACUGCAACGUGAUGACGCAGUCAGCUGCUGGCGAGAUUCUGAUGCACACCUAUUUUCCGUAUGCAGCCACAAAUUGUGGCGCCAUUCCCGUCCAGCAAAUCAAUCGAUUUGUGGGCAUCGCCUGGGAGAAGAACAUUUACUUUCCAGCCAAGCUGCACAAUCUGCACGGAUGUCCACUGCAGAUACUGCUGCGUCCAAUUGUACCGUUUGUUAUGCUGGAGCAACGACUGCUACAGGAGCUGGCCAGGCGCAUGAAUUUCAGCAUGCAUCUCGUCCAGAAUCACAGCACGGAGCAGCAAAUUCUGCAACUGCUCGAGGAGCAGCGCGCCCACCUGGCCAUUGGGUAUAUGAGGAAGCGUGUGGAGCAUUCUUUUAAUUUGACAGCGGUCUUUCCACACUACUCGAGCCGAUUGGUCGGCUGCCUGCCACUGAAUGCCCACAAUUUGACGAGUCUGCAACUGUUGGGAUUCCCCUUCCAAAGUUUCGCCUGGCUGGCCGUUCUCCUCAGCCUGCUGGCCACCGGCUGUGUGAUGUUGUGGUCGCGCCUGGAGCACACGGAACGAACAAGCGAUCUGCUGUCAGUGCUGGCCAUCGCUUGGGGACAGCCGGCGUUGGGGAAUGCGGGCAUGCGGAAUGUAGCACAGCGAAUGCUCUCCAUCAAUUGGCUGUGCGGCACCCAGCUGCUGCGUGCCAUGUAUAUGGCGUUAUUCUUUUAUAUGCUGCGCCACCAUAUCCAUCAGCGAUUGCCGCGCACGCUGCACGAGAUGACGGAGAGCGGCUAUGUGGCUGUCAUGAAUCGCAUAACGGCGGACGAUCUGCAGGGAGGAAUAGCAGGUGGAGGUGGAGUAGGAGCAGGUGCAGCUGGCAUCGUCAUCAUUAGCAGUGAGCGCGAACAGGAUGUGCUGCGAUUGUUGCAAGAAUUGGAGUCAUCAUCAUCGUCACGGCGCAUCUUUGGCAUCCUGUCGCAGCAGACGCUGCUGCAUGCUGUGCAACAUUCGCGUUGUAGUGGCGCGUAUUAUGUGCUGCCGCAGAACAUUGUCGAGCAGCAGCUGGCCAUCUAUCUGCAGAAGCAUUCGCAUCUGGUGCAGCGUCUGGACGAGCUAAUCAUCGCAAUACGAUCGGUAGGCCUGCUCCACUACUGGGCAGGUCAAAUGGGCAGCGAGCGAUAUUUUCGCAGCAUGCUGCUCCCCUAUCAGGAUAAACGGCUGCGGCAACCAGAUCUGUGGGCCAUCUACUUCAUUAUGGCUGGCCUCUACUUCCUGGCGACGCUUCUCCUCCUUGGCGAGCUCAUAUCGGCGCGCUGGCGACAACACAAUUAAUUGUUUUUUAUUGUAUCGAAUUGUAAUCGCUUACAGCAAU
Messenger RNA from Drosophila grimshawi, 2004 nucleotides. RefSeq lists its product as uncharacterized. The transcript is spliced from 3 exons. The record is from RefSeq and is a predicted model, not a curated record. Lineage: Eukaryota; Metazoa; Arthropoda; Insecta; Diptera; Drosophilidae. Bases 177 to 1964 code for a protein of 595 amino acids.